Desarmillaria tabescens is the source of this 427-nucleotide messenger RNA. RefSeq lists its product as uncharacterized. The record is from RefSeq and is a predicted model, not a curated record. NCBI's taxonomy places the organism in Eukaryota, Fungi, Basidiomycota, Agaricomycetes, Agaricales, Physalacriaceae. The coding region runs from base 131 to 412 and encodes 93 amino acids. The transcript is spliced from 3 exons.
AUUUUCUUCAAGACCAGCUCAGGUAGGAGGAUGGAUCAGAUAUGACAGCUCCCCUCGACCAAGACAGCUAAACGCGGUGUCAUAUCGAGAAGCCUUGCCUGUCUAACUCGGUUUCAGACACGAGGCACGGAUGACGCUACCCUUGUGCCGUUUUAGGCUGACUGAUCUUUGUCUCCUUCCGCUUGCUUUGUCUUUCCAAAAUGGCUGUGCGAAGAUAUUUCAAUAUUUAAGGCGAAGGCUAGCGGUAUCAGCUCUUCAUUCCCUUACCUUCUCUCUCCCUUUGCCCCGGUGGCACUUUUCCCUACUCCUUCCGGCCCACUACCCACAACGGCGAUGGCAUCUGCCGCACAGAAUGUGCCUCUACUUGAGUCUAGGCUUAUUAAUAAAGCUGAGAGUUCUGGAUCUCGCUUGAAACUCGUGGACGAAA